Messenger RNA from Microthlaspi erraticum, 1560 nucleotides. NCBI's taxonomy places the organism in Eukaryota, Viridiplantae, Streptophyta, Magnoliopsida, Brassicales, Brassicaceae. The record is from the annotation of a GenBank genome assembly.
AUGAUCAAGCCUUAUCAGAAAUUUUUGAAAGAUGCCAUUUUGGAGAGAACCAAGGAAGUGCAAGGCAUGGUGGUAUUGUCUCAAGAGUGUAGUGCUAUAAUUCAAAGCAAGACAGUAACAAAGAAGCUUGGUGAUCCUGGAAGCUUCACUCUCCCUGUUCCUAGGACCUUAGCAUUCAAGAAGAGUUUGUGUGAUUUGGGAGCAAGUGUAAGCAUAAUGCCUUUGACUGUGGCAAGGCGUUUGGGUUUUGAGAAAUACAAGGAGUGUCAUUUCUCUCUGAUCCUUGCUGAUAGAUCAGUUAAGCUUCCAGUAGGUAUGCUUGAAGAUAUGCCACUCAAGGUGGGAAGUGUGAUAGUUCCAACUGACUUUGUGGUAGUAGAGAUGGAUGAAGAACCCAAAGAUCCUCUGAUUUUGGGAAGACCUUUCCUUGCCACUGCUGGAGCUAUAAUUGAUGUGAGAAGAGGCAAGAUUGAGCUGAAUUUGGGUAAAGACUGCAAGAUGGUGUUCAAUGUAAAAGAUGUUAUGAAGCAACCAACUAUAAAUGGUGAGUCAUUUUACAUUGAAACACUUGAGCAGCUAGCCGAAGACUACUUGGAGGAAUUGGGAGUUGAGGAUAAGCUGCAGCUGGCUUUGACUAAGGAUAAUGAGGAGUUUGGAUGUCUACAAGCAGAGAGUAUGGGUUAUGCUUGGCUUAUGGACUCACACAGAGCAGCAAAAGAGGGACAGGCUUUGAGGAGUUGGUCAGUCAGAAACGAAGAGCAUCCGGGAUGGAAAACAGGCUCCCAAGUCGAUCUCAAACCACUCCCAAAGGGGCUCAGGUAUGCGUUCUUAGGCUCUAACUCCACAUACCCUGUCAUUGUCAAUGAUGCAUUAGACCCCCAUGAGCUUGAAACCCUCCUUGUGAGCUGCGAAAGUACAGGAGAGCUCUUGGAUACUCGCUGGACGAUAUCAAGGGUCUCUCCCCUACUCUAUGCACUCACAGGAUCCAUCUCGAAAAUGAAUCAAAGGGAUCUAUUGACAUCAGCACUUCGCGGUUGGAGCAGUGCUGGUCAGAAGGUGGAUAAGAAGAUGAACGUCAUCUACUAUGCAAGUAGAACGCUAGAUGAUGCUCAAACCCGUUAUGCGACGACCGAGAAAGAAUUACUAGCCGUAGUGUUUGCUUUUGACAAGUUCAGGAGCUACAUUGUGGGAUCAAAGGCUGAUAGAUGGGUUCUCUUGCUUCAAGAGUUCGAUAUCGAGAUCGUCGACAAGAAAGGCACCGAGAAUAGCGUGGCCGAUCAUCUAUCAAGAUUGAGGAUUGAGGGAGAUGUUCCCAUCGAUGACUCUUUGCCAGAGGAGCAACUCAUGGCUGCCAAGAUCGUGGAUAGAGGCUAUUUGACCAAGUGCCGGCUGGAAGAAGGAAUAGCAAGAGGAGAAGAGGUUCCAUGGUACGCAGACUUUGUGAACUACUUGGUGUGCAGGAAGUUCCAAGUGGAUGGAGUGGUUAUCAGAGAAAGAAGUUCUUCAAAGAUGUGGUUCACUACUACUGGGAUGAACCUAUUUGUUCAGAAAAGGGAAUGA